Neoarius graeffei (lesser salmon catfish) is the source of this 2274-nucleotide messenger RNA. It is a transcript of the gene dus1l, whose product is annotated as dihydrouridine synthase 1-like (S. cerevisiae). Gene Ontology annotation, molecular function: flavin adenine dinucleotide binding; tRNA dihydrouridine synthase activity. The record is from RefSeq and is a predicted model, not a curated record. The coding region runs from base 169 to 1533 and encodes 454 amino acids. The transcript has 15 exons. Lineage: Eukaryota; Metazoa; Chordata; Actinopteri; Siluriformes; Ariidae. Gene Ontology annotation, biological process: tRNA processing.
CACCCCGCCGAGAGCACAACACGGCGCCGUGGCUGAGCUAUUAUAUGAUGAAUGUAUUAAAGAAGAUGCGUUAAACUCGCCGUGAGAGUGAUUUCUGUCCGGUCACAUGUGACAGCAACAAGCAUUGUUUACUGUUCCUGUGAUCAUCACCUGCUCGAUCUUCUGGCCAUGGAGAAGCUGCAGGGCUUUGAGUUUUGGCGGAAGACUCUUCGUGCUGCACGCUUCGUCCUCGCACCCAUGGUGGACCAGAGCGAGCUGGCGUGGAGGCUGCUGAGCCGCAGACACGGAGCGGAACUGUGCUACACACCGAUGCUGCACGCGCAGGUGUUUGUGCGUGACGUCAACUACCGGCGAGAAAAUCUGUACAACGAAGUGAGCCCUGAGGACCGCCCCCUCAUCACACAGUUCUGUGCAAACGACCCAGAGGUGUUUGUCCAGGCGGCUCUUUUAGCUCAGGACUACUGCGAUGCCAUCGACCUCAAUUUAGGAUGCCCUCAGAUGAUCGCUAAACGAGGUCACUACGGUGCGUUUCUGCAGGAUGAGUGGGACCUGCUGGAGAGGAUGAUUAAAUUAGCCAAUGAGAAGCUCUCCGUGCCCGUCACAUGCAAAAUCCGGGUUUUCCCAGAGGUCGAGAAAACAGUGAAAUACGCCAAAAUGCUGGAAAAAGCGGGUUGCCAGUUGCUCACUGUUCACGGCCGAACCAAAGACCAGAAAGGAGCGCUGACCGGAGUGGCGAGUUGGGAGCACAUUAAAGCCGUACGAGAAGCUGUGAACAUCCCGGUUUUUGCGAAUGGAAACAUUCAGCACCUGUGUGACGUGCAGCGCUGCAUGGAGGAGACGGGAGUACAGGGCAUCAUGACUGCAGAGGGAAACCUGCACAACCCGGCACUGUUCGAAGGGCGUAACCCACCUGUGUGGGAGAUGGUGGAGGAAUAUCUGGAGGUGGUGAAGAAACACAUGCCCAGCACGCUAUCACACGUCCGAGCUCAUCUUUUUAAAAUCUGGCAUCACACGCUGCAGAUCCAUCAGGACCUGAGAGAAGAUUUGGCCAAAGCGAAGAACCUGGCAGGAAUCGAGGAGGUGAACAGACAGCUGAAGCAGCGCUGCCAGGAGGAGAUGAAUAAGGACGAGUCGGCGCGACAUCACACCGGACUGCCUUUUCCUCACUGGAUCUGUCAGCCGUACGUCAGACCAGCGCCGAAGGAUCCGAGCAGCGAGAACAGCGUGAGGGUGGCGAGUGGGAAAAGGGCACUGGAGGAUAGCGACAGCUCCAAUGACUCACUCUCCAAGAACAAGCAGAAGAAGAAAAUCAGGAACCCGCGGAAGAACUUCUGCCCCGAGCUCAAACCAAAGUACAUCAAAUGUGAGCAGUGUGGGAAUCCCAAAGGGAAUAAGUGUGUCUUUAACCUGUGUCGUGGCUGCUGUAAGAAAAAGUCCUAUAAGGAAGUCGCAGAUUGUCCAGGUCACGGCUUGAGUUUCAAGACGAAAGCGCAGAAGCUCGCCGUCCAAACGGAGACCUCAAUCUUGUCUUAAUAGUUUCCGACUCGGACUUUGCCAAGCGUUCGGUUUUAACAUCCACAGUGCAAACACAACUCAUGCUGUAAACGCAACAAUACCAGUGUGUUCCUUACAUACACACACACGCAUUGAAAGAGUACUGCUGCUGCUGAAGAGUUAAAAAAAAAAAACCUAAUACUUUCGACAAGAAUGACUUCCAUCCAGGAGAACAUAAUCGCACAUGAUUAAAAUCUGUAACUUGCACAGAAUGUUUUGUACGUAGGGUUUUCACAUGGCUGCAAUUUGCAGCCACGACAUCAUCGUUUUAGCCAAGCCCCGCCCCCAGCAAGUUGCAGAUUGUACUAUAAACCUCGAUACCAUUUUACACUUCAAUCUUCAGAUUUUAAACAGAAGAAUACAGGGCUAAAUUAUUUAAACUAAGCAAACACUUAGUUUUAACAGUUUGUUUUUAAUUUAUUUACAUUUUAAACGUGCCGGAUUCAGCCCAAUAUUUUUACGUGUUCAAUCAAAUCAACACCAAAGUCAAAUUUCAGUUUCUUCUGAUGCUCUCCAGUUGCACCAUUCACAGGAGUGUUCCAUCAGAGCUGGAUUUACCAGCUGGUGAUCUGAACACUGUGUGAAAACGGAAAUCUAGCGCAUCACACUCAAGGUACAACAAACUGCUGUUUUUCUGAGGAUCAUUUGUGACAUUUCCACUGCUUUUGUUUUUUAAUGGAGGUUUUUACAAAGAAUAAAACUUAAGAUUCUUUUAAACAA